Molecule: messenger RNA, 881 nt
Organism: Pecten maximus
Lineage: Eukaryota; Metazoa; Mollusca; Bivalvia; Pectinida; Pectinidae
Product: myosin regulatory light chain 12B-like
Exons: 4
Coding region: 137-706 (189 amino acids)
Cellular component (GO): cytoplasm; myosin II complex
Molecular function (GO): calcium ion binding; myosin heavy chain binding
Source: RefSeq, a predicted model, not a curated record
CAAUCGCGCAUUUUCUCGUGCCUAUCCUCGUAGUACCUAAAUCACGCGUUUCCGGUACAGUCAGAGAAACCAAGGGUGUCGGACAUUUUGUACAGUUUUACUCCCAUACAAAGCUUAUAAAUCCCAAGAAGACAAAAUGUCGUCGAUGAAAUCCAAAAAGAAGCACCGGUCUCGAACCCAGAGAUAUACGUCAAAUGUGUUCGCCAUGUUUAAUCAGGCCCAGAUACAGGAGUUCAAGGAAGCCUUCAAUAUGAUCGACCAGAACCGGGAUGGCUACAUCGAUAAAGAUGACCUUCUUGACCUGAUGACAUCACUAGGAAAAGAUCCGUCAAAUGAAUAUCUGGAGAAAAUGGUGAACGAGGCCCCGGGCCCUAUCAAUUUUACCAUGUUUCUGACUCUGUUCGGAGAGAAAUUAAACGGGACCGAUCCUGAAGAAGUCAUUCGGAAUGCAUUUGCUUGUUUCGAUGAGAGGAAUGCAGGAUACAUUAACGAGGAUUAUCUACGUGAAUGUCUGAUGACCAUGGGUGACCGUUGGUCAGAGGAGAUGGUGGACGAACUCCUACACGGAGCCCCAAUCUCUGGCGGAAUGUUCGACUAUGUCGAGUUCACAAGCAUGCUUAAACAUGGAGCCAAGAAAGAUGACGAUGGCAUUCCAUCACUUCCGCCCGACCAACAGGCCUUCAAUCCGGUUCAACCCUUGUCGUAGGGGAGAUAAAUCGUGAUAGUAUCUCAACAAAGGCAUUGUGUAUUCAUUGUGUUCUGAAGGGGUAGUGAUGUCCUCCUGCAAAUAACUUCGAAGACAGAUUUGGCCCGAGAUAAACAAUUGCACCUGGGACUGAUGCUAGCUUUAUUGAUAAUUAAAGGGUAGAUAAAAAAAAAAA